AUGAAGGGGAUCCCCAAUAUCCCCUCUGAUGCCCCUGCUCUCUCCUUCCUUCUGCAGUUUGACCCUGGGAACACCGGCUACAUCAGCACGGGCAAGUUCCGGAGCCUCUUAGAAAGCCACGGGUCCGAGCUGGACCCGCAUAAGAGAGAGGUGCUCCUGGCCCUUGCCGACAGCCAUUCGGACGGACACAUCUGCUACCAGGAUUUCGUCAACCUGGUGAGCGAGCCAGCCCAGGUACCCCGCCUCUGGGCCCCUCCGUCUCUGGCUUCGAGCCUCUGCUGCUCCCUGGCAGAAGCCAAGUUAGGCUCCUCUCCUGGCUGCAUGGGAGGGAUAGAACACCUCGGGCUCAAUGUGGUCUUGCAGCUCCUGGUGGGUGUCCCCUUGGAGAUGGUGCAUGGAGCUGCCCGUAUUGGGUUUGUCUAUGUGGCUGGUGUUGUGGCAGGUUCUUUGGCUGUGUCUGUGGCUGACAUGACUGCGCCAGUCGUCGGCUCCUCCGGAGGGGUCUAUGCACUAGUCUCUGCCCAUCUGGCCAACAUUGUGAUGAACUGGUCAGGAAUGGAGUGUCAGUUCAAGCUGCUGAGAAUGGCCGUGGCCUUGAUUUGUAUGAGCAUGGAGUUUGGCCGGGCCGUCUGGCUGCGCUUCCACCCGUCGGCGUACCCCCCGUGCCCGCACCCCAGCUUCGUGGCCCACCUGGGCGGCGUGGCGGUGGGCAUCACCCUGGGCGUGGUGGUCCUGCGCAACUACGAGCAGAGGCUCCAGGACCAGUCGCUGUGGUGGAUCUUCGUGGCCAUGUACGCCGUCUUCGUGCUCUUCGCCGUCUUCUGGAACGUCUUUGCCUACAGCUUGCUGGACCUCCGGCUGCCCCCUCCCCCGUGA
Molecule: messenger RNA, 876 nt
Organism: Gracilinanus agilis (Agile Gracile Mouse Opossum)
Lineage: Eukaryota; Metazoa; Chordata; Mammalia; Didelphimorphia; Didelphidae
Gene: RHBDL3
Product: rhomboid like 3
Exons: 5
Coding region: 1-876 (291 amino acids)
Cellular component (GO): membrane
Molecular function (GO): serine-type endopeptidase activity; calcium ion binding
Source: RefSeq, a predicted model, not a curated record